AUGAUUAUCGAACCUGUCUACGAAGGUCCCGGAAAGGAAACCACCGAAGAGGUACAUACCCUAGAACGCCUCAAAGAGCUAUUAGAAAAGUAUUAUGCCUUCCUAGUCAAAACUUUGGAGGCCAAAGCUUUGUAUGAGAAGCGUGGAUGGGACAAAUGGCUGGUUCCGAAGCCAUACGAUGCUGCUGCGUGGGCUGCGGCCAAUGGAGAUGAGCCGUGUGUGCUACCGAGCAUACGCGUGCGUUUUCCAGGAUUCUUCGACGACUAG
Molecule: messenger RNA, 267 nt
Organism: Alternaria metachromatica
Lineage: Eukaryota; Fungi; Ascomycota; Dothideomycetes; Pleosporales; Pleosporaceae
Exons: 2
Coding region: 1-267 (88 amino acids)
Source: RefSeq, a predicted model, not a curated record